GGCUGCGUUGGAACCUCGCGAGAGGAGAUGAGGGUCACCGCCGAGGAAACAUCGCCCAUCAGGCAGGUGCUGCCUCCGGAACUCUGAAGCCGAAGAUCCGGAACUAAGGGCACCAACUGCAGGAUCACGCCUCUCUGGCCUUGUAGUCAAGUCAGUGUAGGGCAUGGUCCGGUUUGGACCAUAAGUUCUUCUUCUUCGAGUUUCAAUUUUGUACGUUUCUCUUGUUUGCUCCCCAACACAGUGCUACAGGAGGGUUUUGUUUUGUUUUGUUUUGUUUGGCGCUGAGGAAACAGACUUUGAAAGAGUAAAUGAUAAGAACAAGGUCACAUAAGAAAAGGAACACACUUAUUCUUUCAUAUCUCUAUUGUAUCUUAGUGAAAAAUGCCACGAAAUCGUCUGUGGAUAAGAGAGGAAACAAGAAUGUUGGGGGCCAUACAAAUAAUGACUGGCAUAUUUCUUCACUGCCUGGGACUGCUCUGGAUGUAUUUGUUAUUGACACAAACUAUUGCAUUUGAAGCCACAUAUAUUCCUCUUGCAUUACUAACGGCAUACCCAUUUUGGUCAUCCUUGCUUUUUAUCUUCACGGGGGCCUUUACAGUAUCAUUAGAAAAGAUACGUUCACCAUUCUUGGUGUCUUAUACUUUAGUAGCAAACAUCGUAAGUGCCUGUAUUUCAGUGAUUGGUCUGCUUUUACUAUCAAUUGAGUUUAUAAUACAUAGUAAAAGUUCAAAAAAUUCUCUUUGGCCACAUAAAAGUGGCAAACUCCUUUCAGAAUAUCUGUUCAUAUUAACCAUCUUGGAGUUGUUUGUGGCAAGUAUAGUCAGCCACUGGGCAUCCCAAGCAAAAAAGAGAGGAAGAUAAAGAUGCAGUUCAUGGCAGAAGGAGAUCCUUUCUCUACAUAUUAAAGAAACCAUUGGUGAGCUCAGUCAAGGAGGAAAGUUUAGUGGCAAAUGAAGAACUUCAUUCUGUUCAAGAGGCUUCUUGGAAAAUGUAAUUUCAUUAAAUCCAUCUCAGUAUUCUCUUCCACCUAUUUCAUUAAUAAAAAUUAAAAUUGAUGAAUA
Pongo pygmaeus (Bornean orangutan) is the source of this 1061-nucleotide messenger RNA. RefSeq names its product membrane-spanning 4-domains subfamily A member 12-like. The transcript is spliced from 7 exons. NCBI's taxonomy places the organism in Eukaryota, Metazoa, Chordata, Mammalia, Primates, Hominidae. Gene Ontology annotation, cellular component: plasma membrane. Gene Ontology annotation, biological process: cell surface receptor signaling pathway. The record is from RefSeq and is a predicted model, not a curated record. Bases 382 to 861 code for a protein of 159 amino acids.